Sporisorium graminicola is the source of this 3042-nucleotide messenger RNA. RefSeq lists its product as uncharacterized. The record is from RefSeq and is a predicted model, not a curated record. The coding region runs from base 1 to 3042 and encodes 1013 amino acids. Lineage: Eukaryota; Fungi; Basidiomycota; Ustilaginomycetes; Ustilaginales; Ustilaginaceae. The transcript has a single exon.
AUGCACCGACACUUCAAGUCUGGGUACUUUCUCACCCUGCUCAUCUCGUCCACCAUCUCGACGCAGCAAGUCUUCCGCGCCGACACCAUGUCGGCUACCCAUCGACUAGAUCCAACCGCUGUCACCCUCGACACUACAUGGCAAGUUCUUGGCCCAUUUCCUGGAGGAAUGCGCGAGCUUCCCUUUGGCGGAUUUCCUCCCUCCGUGGCCGCAAGCUAUAAGGAGCUGCUAGACCCGACGUCUGGCGCAGAGAGGUACUUCUCCGCUUACGGACCCUCAAACGCCACAACGACCGCGCAAACGUUCGAAUCACAAGUGCAAAUCGAUGAAGCCAACCAUAUCAAGCAAUCCCUGACUGUCGAAUAUCCAAGUGUCGACUGGCCUUGGGUGCGCAAGAGUGCAGGAUGGUCUUCUUUACAAUGGCAGAUGGUAGCUGCGACAGAUCUCGAAAUCGCAAACAAUUUCACUGCUCUCGCUAUCACGAUGGACAAGACAGCCGAGUUUGCGGUGGUACCAAAGUCGCCUCCUUCGGACAAGGCAACAACGCAAGACAGGCAGGGUAGCAACGAUGCCAUCGAAUGGCACACGGGCGACUGGUACUCGUACAUUGCUUCGUUCUCCAGAGAGGACACUACCGCACCAGAGCUGUCUAUCUCACAGCAUCUGAUACAUCUAGAUCAAGGCUCGUACAAGCUGCUGGUCAGAUCACAGUACGAGAUUCGCAUCUUUGGCGAUCCGCGCAACGAUGGCGGAAAAGAAAGCCCAAAGAUGACCAUCGGCAUCGACGUCACUGCUCGCAGCCUGCAAGAUGUACCUCAGCAAGACCUGAUCGAGAUUCAUACGGAUCCACAUCACAGCAACGUUCCGCACGUGGUCGGUGGAUGGGUGGCAGGCUGGGGGCUGUCCUUGGCGCUCCGGAACAUCGAUCCGCUUGAAACCUACGUUGCGGACAGCGUCGAUGUUGUAGCAUCAACCUCCCUCAGAGCCGAACUACGGGCAAAGUGGAGGAUCGCGCCGGGUCAGACCAUUGUGCUUCCCAUCAAGCUGAAUCAGACCUCCCCGCUUGACCCGACCCUGAACAACAUCGAGCUGACCGUCCAUCUCAGACCUGUGUCUGAUUCAGCCAAGGCACCCAUCACCAAGAGCGUACGCGUACCGCUCAUACGCAAGCCAGCUUUCUGGGACGCCUCGAGCAGCGACCAGGAUCACAACGCUUACAUGUACAGCUAUCUAGCUGACGAUGGCACAGUGCAACUGGCUGCAGCGACGCCACCCAAACGAGCAAAACGCAUCUCAGCUGCAAAGGCGCGGCUUCCGCCGCUGAUCUUGACGCUGCACGGAGCCGGAGUGGAUGUGCGCGACUUGUUCUUCAGCAACAGCAUUCGACGUCAGGAUGAGAACUGGGUCAUCUUGCCGACGGGGCGCACACCGUGGGGAUAUGAUUGGCAGCUCGCAUCGCUACAAGCUGCUGACGCGGCGGUCGCUGCUUUUCACGAGCACCUCUAUGGACUUCCAAGUACGAUGUCAGAGGAAGAGAAGCAGACAUGGCAAUUUGAUCCCGAAAAGCUCUUUGUUAUGGGCCACUCGAACGGUGGGCAGGGUGCGUGGUACCGGUUAUCGCGGUUCCCGGAUCGGACCAUUGGCGGCAUGGUCGGAUCGGCUUACACCAAGGUCACGGAUUACGUGUCGUUUGGAUGGAAGGUAGGAAGACAUUUCACAGACCCUGCCCUCCUGGGCAUCCUCCACAGCGGUGUGACUAUGUUCGAGAACGAUCUAUACGCCAGCAACUUGGCCGGAUUGAAUCUGCUGGUCAAGUUUGGCUCGGCGGACGCCAACGUGCCGCCCUGGAAUUCCAAGGAUAUGGCCAUGGUAGUGGACGGCUGGAACCGGCGGUCCGGGCUUGUAGACAAGGUUAAGAUCGCGGAGGUGCCGGGACGGCCACAUUGGUGGGACUCGUUCUUUUCGGAGGAAGAUGUGCAGGAUGCGAUUGAUUCGGCAUGCUCGUCCAGCAGGAACGCUGGCUACAAGAUGCCAGAGGUGCCGGUCAACUUUACGCUGACAGUCUUCAAUCCAGCGGAAGCGGGCUCAAAAGGUGGUUGGCGGAUCAGCCAGGUUGAUGUCCCGGGCCGUCUCGCAAAGCUGGAAGUACGAUAUGUCGCGCAGAAGGAACAGGAUGAAGUCGACGCCGGUGCAGCGGGACACUUUGACGUGGUUGCACGAAAUGCUCGACAUUUUGAAGUCGACCUGAACGUCCUGCGUCGAUCGCCCUCUGGCGGUGCUUCUCUUUCCAACGCAACGUCGCUGCGAUUCUUGCUGGCCGGCGAAAUGAAGCAAGUAUCGGUCAGCGACACGGAACGAGUGCACUUUGACCGAUCGGAGACUGGAGAGUGGCAAGUCAGCACCGGUGAAACAUUCGCAGCAAGCUCAGGAUCCGCUCGUCCAAUCGGCCCGGUGCUACGAAUCGUGACCUCGAAAGGACCCAUGCUGCUAAUUGUUCCCUCGGACGGCCCACAAGAAGAGGUGGCGGCAUGGACACGUGUCGCUCGACGCUUUGCCGCCGAUCUGCUGCUGUACGGUGCGAUCAACUCGCAGAUCUUGACCGACGCCGACUUUGACGCUAUUCAACAAGACGACCUGUGGAAGCACAGCAACAUCGUCACCCUAGGUGGACCCGGCAUCAAUACUUUCACUCGAAGCGUCUUUGAUAGCUGGCCCACGCAGAGCUCAAUUCGCUUCCCCUCGCCCGACACCUCAGCACAGUUCGACAUCCACGGCAACAGCUUCUACGAGAACGGUACCGCAUUGCUCACACUGGCUCCUCAUCCUACGUACGAUCAAGGUUUGGCGUUAGUGGUACACGGCAUAGGGAUGGAAGGUGUAUCAAGAGCCGCGCGGUUGCUACCGACGAGAACGGCGACAAUGAUUCCGGAGUGGGCUGUGGUGGAUAGCACGGCGGAAUGGAUGGGCGAAGGCGGCGUUCAGGCUGCCGGAUGGUACGAUCGAGAGUGGGGAUGGUCUGAGAGCAUGUCGUAUGUGCAGUGA